Molecule: messenger RNA, 1275 nt
Organism: Gloeophyllum trabeum ATCC 11539
Lineage: Eukaryota; Fungi; Basidiomycota; Agaricomycetes; Gloeophyllales; Gloeophyllaceae
Exons: 4
Coding region: 1-1275 (424 amino acids)
Source: RefSeq, a predicted model, not a curated record
AUGGAAGAAGCACUGGACGUAGUCCCUGUACCCCAAAUUUACAAGGCUUUACCAACACUAUCGAUGGAGGACGUGAAGUGGCAGACGAUGAGAUCUUCCCGGUUAGAAAAACUGUGGCGCAGACCGGACCACAGCCCGAAGUCUGUGAGGGACUUGCACGCACCAGACGAUGCGCAAUACCUGAAGCUGCUCCCGGGCGGGGAUUGGCUUGCGAUCAUCGCGAGUGAUGCCACUGUGCAUCUACAGCAUGUAACAGAAUCAGAUCCACGGGUUUCCCAAAAAGGCGUCGGCACUCAUCUGCGUGAGUUGUGCUGCGAAAUCUCGCAUACGCAGGACUUCGAUUUGUUGUUACUCAUUACCGGUAAAAGUGUAGUGCGCGGGAUCAGUCAUCUGCUCCUCUACCGGAUAGACACCGAGAUUGCUUGCAUGGAUCUCCUUGUUGAACGCCAGCUCCACACUAGCAUCCUUGCCGCUUCCGCUUCAUUCAAUUUGCUUGCUUUCGCUACCGGCUGUGAGGACAUGGAAAUUGUUCAUAUUCAAAAAAUCCAUGGCAGCGGUGAACAACGGUACAGGGAGCUUCUCUGGAACGUGGGCAUCACCUCGAGUUUUCAGGACUCCACGCUGUCGAUAAUUACACCCUCGCAAAUUCUCAUAUGUUGUGAUCUCGGUUUCUCGUUAUACGACGUACCUUCUUCUGACAUGGUACAAUUCGAGAAUAUGCAGGACAGCGACACCCUCGUGGAAGACGGAUCAGCGCAGGACGGAGAUGGUCCACGCGUAAUAUCUGUAGAGCCGUCGUGGUUUCUGAAGUAUGGGCUGAUUCUGUGCCCUCCCGUUGUGGUCCCCAUUCCCUGGAACCCCGCUGACCUCGAGGACUCGAAAGUGGCUUUUGUUCUGGACUACCAUAUUUUUCAUGUGCUCAACCUUUCAUCGACAUCGCCAUCCCAUCGAGCUACAUCUUUGCCAGUCAAGGAUUGCGGCGAUCUGACCUCAAUAGGAACCCAUCGCGGCGUGUGGUGGAACGAGGAUAAAUGCGCUGCUGAUCCCCAGUUACUGAAGUUGCGGACGUGUACUCUACCUCGUGUUCCCACAUCGCAGCGAUGCCUAGAAGAUUAUACUGAAGAGGAGUUUUCAGUCCAGGUAGGGUCCUUGCUGGUCCCGUGGAAGGAUAAGCAAGACCUAGAAUUUGUCACUAUGGACGAGUGGUCAGGUCGUGUGUGUCUCCUGCUAAAGUCAGAUGGGCCUAGUCGGCGCAUUGUCAUGGUAGACGCUUGA